Andrographis paniculata is the source of this 904-nucleotide messenger RNA. Its product is annotated as VQ motif-containing protein 11-like. The record is from RefSeq and is a predicted model, not a curated record. The transcript has a single exon. NCBI's taxonomy places the organism in Eukaryota, Viridiplantae, Streptophyta, Magnoliopsida, Lamiales, Acanthaceae. Bases 223 to 654 code for a protein of 143 amino acids.
AUCACUAUUAAAAUCUGAACCAAAACCACCUAUUUUAAUUAGGAGAGCAGGACCUCAGAUCCAGGAUCCUGUUGUAGCUUUCCAAGUCCCCCAGCUAUUGUAAUUAUUUUUAUUUAAUAUUUUAAAAAACUAAUUAAUUAAUUAAUACGACAGUAUAAAAGCAGCAGCGGACAUACCUUCUUCUCUGUUUUCCAAUUCUUCACAAUUCUCUCUCCCUCAACAAUGGCUUCUCCUUCUCCUUCCAAUUCCCCAAACCCUAACCCUAACCCUAACAUCACCUUCGUCCAGGCCGAUCCUUCCACAUUCCGCGCCGUCGUGCAACGCCUCACCGGCGCGUCCUCCAGCGACAUCAAUCUCCACCAGCGCCGCCGCCGCACGGCGACGAAGCUCGAUAUUAACCUCUGUAGCAUUAAAAAAGCCACCGCCGGAACAUUUUCUCCGCCCGCAGGAAAUCACAGCAGUAAUUUCCCCGGCGAGAUCAAUUACAAAGUUGUGGCGUCGCCGGUGUCGACGCUGGAGUACGCGGCGCGUCGGAGCCCUAGGUCGCCGUCGGAGGAAGAGGAGGAAGCCAUUGCUGAGAAGCGGUUUUAUUUGCGCCCGAAUCCGGGAGGAUCCGACCCGCCGGAGCUCCUGCCUUUGUUCCCACUCCAUUAAGCAUAAGUAUCUUACUCACAUAUCACAUAAAUAUAUAUAUACACACAAUGAUAAACUAGCUAGCUGAAUAUUAUUAUUAUUAUUAUUAUUAUUAUUAUCAUUAUUAUUAUUAUUAUUAUUUAUUGUAAUUUAUUUGAUUGAUUAAUUCCUAAAUAAUAUACAUAUGUAUGUGUGUAUUUAUACACAUGGAAUUCAGUACGUGUAGAGGUAUUUUAGUGGUAUAAUCUUAUUUAUUGUGUACUUGAGAUUU